AUGGCACUGAAUCAGCAACGUAACUGGGACGUCUCGAUGGCGGAGAAUCUGGUGCACGUCAGACGGAAUGGUCAAGGCGGAGGGAAGCCGCAGAAGGGCGAAGCAAGAAUGGAGCAGCAUGUGAAAGAAGAGCCGAAAGUCUGGAAGACGGAACCUGUCUAUCUCCCGGACGAGAUCAUCAUUCAAAUCUUGGAAUAUGUCUCUCGUUUCCGCGAAUCGCAGACUACUCUGGCCGCUUCUUGUCUGCUAUCACGACAAUGGUACGCAGCCUCAGUAUCGUUCCUCUACGCGAAUCCAUAUCUAUACGGGAAGAAUUUCGAGCCCUUCUAUAACACGAUUUGCCCGUCCAAAAAUGCGCACAUUCGACACAGCUGGCUUGCGGGACUCGUCAAGGUGCUCGACAUGAGAGCGCUAGUACACCAAGCCCGUCCUCGCGAUACGGCUCGUCUACUUGGCCGAACCAAAGACAACUUGGAGGCUUUCGUUGCGCCAGUAGCAAGCUUUGGACUAGCGUGCUUUGCAUCUCUUGCGAAGGCUCACCAGCUACGGAUACUGGACCUCACGCUGGUAUCUGAAAGUCCGGCUCUGCUUCAGCUGCUCGAGAAAGUGUCUCGCCUGCCGCAUCUUACUACUCUGAAGCUGCCGCGGUCGUCAGGAUUUGGUACAGAAGUCGAUCCGACCAAGGUCGUGUGGCCGCCAAAUUUGGAGCACCUGAGUCUGAGCGGCGGCAUCGAUGCGCAUUUCCUGCACGGUGCUGUGGCAUUUCCAUCGACCCUUCGCAGCCUAACAAUCGAGCACUGUCCGAAAGCCAAAGGGUUCGCCCUGAUGCAUCUACUUCGAACAGCGGUAAGGCCACUCCCUAAUCUGGAGCAGCUCAAGCUCGCCAAUCUUCCGAGGCUGUCUGGCAGCGCGCUCGACAAUGUUCUGCUCAUACUCCCUGGUCUCACCAGACUCAGCAUCAGCGUCGACUACAUUACACCUGCCGUAUUUGACUUCGACGUCGGGAGUCACGAGGAAGUCAUGGAAGCCUUUCAAAUUACCCCUGAGGAUAUUCCUCCUACCUACCGACAUCAUCUGGGCAUGGAUAAGAAAUGUGAGCUCGAGGUCCUGGAGCUCACAAAUUCUGGAAACCCUGGCGUCGAAGACAAGGUCUCGCCCAUCGAUGUGCUGAUUGCCAUCGACGAAGGCACUUUACCCAACCUGCGACAAGUCAGAGUCGCCAAUAGUCUGCUUUGGCAUUCGAGUGCUACCGCGAGCGACUCAGAGGCUUUAGCCGAUGCACUGCAGGAGGCUGCAACCAAGCGCAAAGAGGGAGGAGGAUUGGAGACCGGAGUCUGGACGUUUGAGGGAUGA
Lecanosticta acicola is the source of this 1353-nucleotide messenger RNA. Lineage: Eukaryota; Fungi; Ascomycota; Dothideomycetes; Mycosphaerellales; Mycosphaerellaceae. The record is from the annotation of a GenBank genome assembly.